AUGGAGGAUCCUCUGAACGAAGGGCCCUUGGUCGACGAGCUGCUGGAGCUUCAAGAAGCGCGGCGCGCCGCGGACGCUUGUGAGGAGAAGUUUUGGGCCCAGUUUCAAAAUCUGGGCUCUGAGCACUGCGAAGCGAUCGUGCGGGAGCUGAAGGGACUGCGAGACGCCGAGGGCGCCGCGAUCUUCGCCCGUCGGUACAUGGGCUGGGAGAUCUGCAACAAUCCAGAGUGGCUCCUGGAAGAGGUGGAGUUUCUCCGGUCCAUCGGGUCCAUUUCCCAGGCCGCCCGGACGGCGACUGGCAAGUACCCACCGAAGUCGGUCCUUGACCCCUUGCCGACCUAA
Messenger RNA from Symbiodinium necroappetens, 342 nucleotides. The record is from the annotation of a GenBank genome assembly. Lineage: Eukaryota; Dinophyceae; Suessiales; Symbiodiniaceae.